GCCACUUUCACCUGCGUGCGUCAAUCAAGCUGGGAUGCACGUCGCUUUCCUGACGCGACACUUUUAUCCGAUUGGUCCAGCCUUGAUUCGGGGGCGGGUGCUCCCGCGGCUUUGGUGAAAUCCCAUUGGAUGUGAGACACGUUGGUUGACGUGACGCUACUUGGAAUUCCCGAAGUUCCCAAGUUCAGAGGAGGAGAGGAGCUGUGCUCGUGCUAAACAAAACAAAACAAAAGCAAAGGGCUUUGAAGUGGAAAACGCCGAGCGACUCAAGUGUGAGGACGCGGGGAUUUUUAAAGCUCAAUCUGUCCCGUGUGCUGUGCCAAGUUAAGCCUGACGGGGGCGAUGUCUGACAGCAGCAACAGCACAGGCAGCACAGGCUCCUCCACCAACAGCUGGACCCUCCUUUCCCCCGAGGAAGCUGCCAUUGAGAAUGUCGGGCCCGUGGACGAUGGCACAGAGAGCCUGGGGGAUGUCCCCAGUCUCUCCGAGGAGGUGGCAGGAGCUGCUGUGGAGUUCAAACCAGUUGGCAUCCCCGUAGAAACUGUACUAUCUGAAGAAGGCCACCAGGUGUGUCAAGAGACCUCUCCAGAGUCCAGUGAGGGUCCUGUCCCUUCUAGUCCAUCCCGUAUGAGCCCUCUCCCACCCAGCCUUCUUGACCCACCAGAUCUGGAUUUGGAGAGUCAGCCUCCAGUUAUCCAUGACAUUGUAACCAGUUCUCCCAGUGACAAUGAGCACCUAGGUGCCUUGCCAUUUGUCACCAACAUUGACAUGGGGGCUCCACUGGAUAUUCCAACUGUUGAAGUCCCCCCAUUCGAGUCCGAGGAGUCCUGCUCUGCACCUCUGAUUACUGAGAUCCCCAUCUCUGCAGAGCAUGAGCUCCAGAAGCCUGUUGAUGUUGGACUGAUUCCUGCGAGUCCUCCUGGGGAGAGUCAAGUCUUCAGUGCUGAACCCGAGGUUAACAUCCCCACCGAGACCCUUACAGCCACGGAUCCCCCAUCUCAUGUUGAAGCUGAUAUCAGCUUUGUUCCAGACAGCACAGAGUCACAAAGCCCAGUCCCCGAGAGCCUGGUGACAGAACAUCCUACUGAUGAAAGUCCUGCACCAGAGACCAUUGGUUCAGCUGAGGCAGAUGAGGAGGCGGCUGUUAAAAAUGAGCCCGCAAAGCCAUCGGAGCCAGUGAGGGAAGAUGAGAGAGACGAUGAAGAAGAGCCUUCCAUUAGGUAUGACUCGGGUGACACAGGCAGCUUUGAUGAUGGACUGCGGCGGAGAAAUGUGCCCACCUUUGAGGCACAGAGACCAAGAACAUCAGACGAGGAGGAUGAGGAAGAGGAAGUAGAAUUCAAGCUGGCUGAGAAGAAGGAGGAAAAGCCAUGGUUCUCCUUGAACAAAUGCAUUGUGGGUGCUCUGGUCUUGCUAUUUCUAGGUUCCCUCUUUCUCUCAGGUGACUUUGACGCCUCCGAUCUGAGUGACGGAGAACAAAGCCAGGACGGGCUUAGCAGUGAUCCACAGGAUAUGAAAGAGCUAUUGGAUAAACUGACACAGGAAAACCAACAAAUCGUUCAGCUAGAGGCUCAACUUCAGUCUAAGAAAGAAGAACUUGACUCUGCACUGAAGGCGUUAGCAGCAAGUGACGAUAAAAAGGGUGAAGCAGAUCUGGAAAAAGAAAAUGCAAAGCUGAAGGAGGAGCUGUCAUCUCUGCCAGAGCUGAAGAGAGAGCUCGAGACUCUCAGAGCCAGAGUGACUGAACUCAGCCAGCUCGCAGCUGAUCAGGAAAUACUUCCAGCUGCAUCUAGUUCGGCCCCACAGCCUGAAGACAAAGAUGGUCAAAGUAACCAGAAAACACCUGGACCAGAGAGGGGGAGGGACACAAAGCAGGGAGGAAGGCUGAAGGAAGAACUCCAGCGGCAGAAGGUUCUUUUGGAGGAGAGCAAGAAAAGGCUGGACGCAAUGAAAAAAGAUGGAGGCAAGAGAAAACAGGUCAGGGAUCACUUGGAGGAGAUCCAAAAGAAACUCUCCAAAGAAGUUGAGAUGUGGGGGAAGAAGAAGCCCCAGGAGUCCAAAUGGAAAGGGAACAAAGGCAAACACAAUGAGCGGGACCACUACAAGAAAGAGGAGAGGGGAGGAGAGAAAGGGUGGCAGCACAACAACGAGGGAGAAUGGAGGGACAAAGAAGAGAAGAAGCAGAGAAAGGGGGAAAAAGAGUGGAAAGAUAAGGAGGGCGAAUGGAGGCACAAAGACGAGAGGGAGGGACGAGGAAAAAAAGAGUGGAAAGACAAGAAGGAGGAAGAAUGGAGGCACAAAGACGAGAGGGAGCAAAGAGGAGAAAAACAGUGGAAAGACAAGAAGGAUGAAGACUGGAGACACAAAGACGAGAGGGAGCAAAGAGGAGAAAAACAGUGGAAAGACAAGAAGGAUGAAGACUGGAGGCACAAAGACGAGAGGGAGCAAAGAGGAGAAAAACAGUGGAAAGACAGCAAAGAGGAAGGGUGGAGAGACAAAGAGGAGAAGAACGAGAAAGACUGGAAGCCUCAAAAGCAAAACUCUCAUAAAGAGGCUUGGAGGAAACACCAGGAUGAGUGGGAGAGCAAGAAGGGUGAGAGGAGAAUGGACAGAGAGGAGAGGAGGAAGGAGAAACCGUGGCACAGCCGGUCUGCUAAAAACCACCAGCACCAACAUCACCAUCAGCAGCCUCGCCAUCCUCAUCAGCACCACAACAACGAUUUCUGGAGAGACCAGGAGCGAAAGCUCCAACGCAAUGUCCGUCCCCAGCUGGGCUGCACUUCCAUGGAGGACUGCGCCAGCAAGGAGGGGCUCUAUCCAGUGGAGCUGUCCGAGUUUGAGGAACUUCUGGAGGGCUACCUGAGCAAGCUUGAAAGGUCAUCAUCAGAGAGCAAGGAUAGGUUCAGGAGGCUGACCGCAGACUACUUUGAGGACGGCGUGUUCAUCCACGACAGGAUUCGUUUCAGCGACUUUGCUGAGGACGUGGCAGACAUUUUGGAAGACAUGGUGGAUGUUUUAGAGGGCGACGGGAAGAAGGACGACGACUCCCUGGAGGAGGAGAUGGAGGAGUUUGAGCGAGAAGCCCUGUGGAAGUUUGCUGCCACGGCUUAAAAAACGGACGCAGAGAGGAAACCAGUGGUGGUUUUAUAGGACAUUUCUUGCCUACCUUCUCUUCGGAGCUGUAAUAGUAGUAGCUUCUGGCACAGAGUGGUCGUGCCUCUCAUAAACAUGUCUCUCUGAGUCUGUAAUUAUAAGCUAGACUUGUAUUCGUCAUCUUGGACUUAGUCGUUGUUACCUACCUCUGUCGAGUCAUGCCUCCUAAAGCAAAGUCCUUCAGUAAUGUGUUGUGUGAAUUUCCUCUGCUGUUUAGUGCUUUACACACGUGUAGUGCAUGUUACAGUUCAUUAUAAUGUCAGUUUAAAUCGAUCACACAGAUCACAGAAGAUGGUAUUUGCAAAUAACCAUCAGCACAGCUUAUGUACCGUUAUAUAAGUUGUGAAUAGAAAAAAAGGGGGGUUUAUUUGUAUGGGAGCCUGACUAAUCUUUACUCCAAGCAGGUUAAAAAAAUACUGAAAUGUUUUUGCAGAUAGGAUUUAUCCCUGCUCGGGUGUGACUGUCCAAUCCCAGAGGAUGAGAUCCCGGUCCUUUCAGUGAUAACAAUCAGAUCAGGUCGGACCAGUUUUCUGUCAGCAGCUCUUUAUUUGGCCAAACACACACAGAGGACUGCCUGAGAGGGCCUGAUUUCUAGAUUUGAAGAACUUUUCCAUCCUCUUGGCCGACGGCAGACGUGUGGAACAACCAGGAACCGGUUUGUGCUGCUCAAGAAAAAAAAGCAAUAGGGCGACGCGAUAGCCAUAGUUAAGUUAAGUUGAAUAUUGCUAAACCACUUUAGCACUUUUCUCAAACAUCUGAGAAACGGCUUCUUUCAUUUUUUUGUUUCCAAUUAGAUUUAUUUUAAAUAGGUGGGGUUUUUUUGUUUGUUUGUUCUUUGUUUUUUUAGGACAGGUUUUUUUUUGUUUGUUUGUUUAUUUGGUAGUGUAUCCAUGGGGACCACUAACACCGCUACUCUUACUCAGUAUCCCACAAUCUGAGUAAAAUUAGAGACGUUAGUGAGCUGAAGUAGUUUCAUUUAGUAUAUCUGUUAAUUUGCCAAAAUGAAAUUGGCAACAAAACAAGUAUAUAUACAUAUUUUUUCCUUUUUUUCUCACGCAUAGAUAUGAAGUGGCAUGCGUGGCAGUUACCUAGACAUAGCUUUGUUGCUUUUAGGUGAUAUAAAUAAGCACGAAAAAAAAACCCCAAACAUUUCAUUUAAUUUUAUUUUUAAUUUUAUUUUAGUGUAGGUAGGUGAAACAACACAAAGCAAAGUCCAAAAUAUAUUUCAGAAUUACUUUAAAAUUGUGAAAAAAUAGUUGUUUUAUUUGUAUUUUGAUUGUAGUGAAAUUUGACUUUUCCCUCUAUUUGUGGAUGUGAAGUUGAACAGAUUGUGAUUGUUUUUCUCUCAACAGUGAUUUCAUGUUUAUUUAUUGUCUCACUACAGUGCAUCUCUUUUUCUUAUUUUAACGAGAAGAACCACAGAUUUUCUCCCAGGCCGAAUGCAUUGAAUGUGAAAAUGGUGACAUUUUCAUUUAUUUAGCUUGCCAGCUCCUGCUUAUGUGCCUUUUAUUAUAUUACAAAUCCUUUUGAUUAGACGAGAGGUAGAUGAUUUUAUUUGCUUCUGCAAAGAUUAAUAAGAGAAAACAAGUUUACACGACUUGUAAUUUUACUGCUGUUUGAAUGAAUGUCGUAGAGUUUACACACAAAAUGUUGAGCUGAUUUUAAGUUUUGGAGAUGGAUGUUUUGUCUUUUUGAAGGUGUCCAGACCAAAGGAUUCAGAAGAACGCUAAUCACAACAGAUGGAUCUUUUAAUGAAGCAGACUUUAAUGAAUAUUUGAGGAGUAUUUUUUUGUCUUUGUGGGACAACAGUAGGGCUGUGUGCGUACUGAUAAUGUAGGACCUGACUCAAACAUGCAUGUAAUCGAUCCCCCGAUCAACAGUUAUGUCCUCAUUUUGAAGGUCAAUAUUAAGUUCAAUAAAUCUUUCACCCUUGAUACGUAAA
Oreochromis aureus is the source of this 5095-nucleotide messenger RNA. RefSeq names its product pre-B-cell leukemia homeobox interacting protein 1a (gene pbxip1a). The coding region runs from base 343 to 3111 and encodes 922 amino acids. The record is from RefSeq and is a predicted model, not a curated record. Lineage: Eukaryota; Metazoa; Chordata; Actinopteri; Cichliformes; Cichlidae. The transcript is spliced from 10 exons.